Molecule: messenger RNA, 3786 nt
Organism: Fimicolochytrium jonesii
Lineage: Eukaryota; Fungi; Chytridiomycota; Chytridiomycetes; Spizellomycetales; Powellomycetaceae
Exons: 17
Coding region: 110-3454 (1114 amino acids)
Molecular function (GO): calcium ion binding
Source: RefSeq, a predicted model, not a curated record
GAACUGUCGUUUUCGAGACGCGCGUUAGGUGUCGGUUCCGGCCGUUUACCGGGUCGUCGGUAUUCGGCCUUGCCAAUCCGCAUCCUCACAUUACCGCAAUCUCUGAAGAAUGGCUCACAUAUCCAUCGCUUUGCCGCGGCAGCCUUUCGGCGCUGAUUCGGGAUGGAUUCGGGAUUCAACUCUUCGGGAGCCAGAUAUCAAGGAGGUGAACCUCGGGUCUUUUCCAACUCCAUCAAAAGCCCCGCCCGCUGGUCAACGAGGAGAUAUUGCGAUACAGUCUUCGGUUGCUUCUGAUGUGGCGAGCUUCAAAGCGCAACGAGCUGCUAACCUCCGCAACGCGAACAUCAACAAUGUGGAGGCCAAAUUACGUUCCCACGUUUUCGCUCACCGCAUUAGAGUCGCGGACAUCUUUGCGGAUUUCGACAAGCUAAGAUCCGGCUAUAUCUCGGCAACACAGUUCAGGCGGUGUAUUGGGACUCUAUUGCAAAGAGGGGUGUCGUCUCCCUUGGCGGAACAUGAAAUCGAGGAACUUCUCGACUAUUAUGACGUGAAAGGAAACCGAUUGAUCAAGUAUACAAAUUUUGUGGACAACAUUGAUAAAGUCUUUGGUGUGAAGAAGCUGGAAUCAAAUCCUACACAGCAAAUACCUGAUUCUAAAGAAGUGGUGAAGCCGUUUCGAACUCUUUCGCCAUCUUCAGAAACACUACUGCAAAACGUGCUGCAACGUUUACGGACGUAUGUAAACUGGCACGGAUCCGACGUGAAGACGUGGUUCAAGGAUUUCGACAAACACAACAAUGGGCUGAUUACAGUGAACCAGUUUCGUCGAGGGGUCCCCUCCUCUCUCCUAUCCAUGGAAGAACAGGAUCUCCUUGUCCAACUCUAUAGCAGCGACCAAAGCGUCAACUAUUUCAAACUCAAUACAGACGUGAACCGUAGAGGGCAUCGGCAUCACCAAGCGGAUAGCGCACGGCUCAUUUCACAACAACCCAAUACGGACUACCGAACCCACUACGUGCCCGUAGGAACCGAGGAACUCAUCUUCCCGGCAAGAGCCACCUAUCCGCCGCGUGGACCGUCGGCGGACGAGGUUGAAGACAAGAUAAAAAUUCAUGUGUACAAAGAGCGAAUCCGAUUGAUCGAGUUCUUCCGUGACUAUGACCGCCAUAACAACGGUCUCGUAACGCAACAUCAGUUCCGUGCAGGCCUUCGUAGCGCUUCCCUAGAACUAGACCAUAAGGAGAUUGAAGCGCUGCUUCCUCCGUACAGUACAUCUGACGGUCGAGUGAAAUAUAGGGCCUUCUGCGAUUCGGUCGAACAAGUUUUCACAAUGAAGGAACUGGAAAGAGACCCCCUUCUCGAAGUCGGUCCCAUCCCUCGUGAGGCAUUAGUACAGGGGCCAAAUAAACUCCCGGAGGAAGAUGAAGCUCGCUGCCAGCAGCUCCUGGAGCGAUUGUCAAAACUAGUGGAUGAGCGUCAUCUGUUGCUCGAACCUUACUUUAAGGAUUUUGAUAUGUGCCUGGGACAGUGCAUCCUUGGGCGGGUUUCCCGCUCCCAUUUCCGGCGGCUGCUUUCCCGCUUGAAGCUUGAUCUGUCUAACAAGGACAUACACCUUCUCUUCGCCAAAUUUGAGGAUCAUUCGGCACCCGAUCAAAUCAAUUAUAACCUCUUUCUGACCGCCAUUGACGCAAAAACGUAUCUUGCGUAUUCCUCAGUCAAGGCGACAACAUCGAAUGUUCCAGGUGUUCCAAGCGCCAUUGACUUCUAUGACAGUCGUCCAAAAGACGGAACGUCUCCGGGUUCCAGCAGAACAGCGUCUCUUGAGGCGAUAUUGAACAGCUUACGAGUGCACAUCUACCGACACCGAAUCAGGGUGUCCGAAUGUUUCCGAGACAUCGACAAGCUUCGCUCAUAUUCCAUACCCAGAGUAGAAUUUGCUAGGGGUAUCCAUCGGAUUGGCGAUCCAUCUUUGUCACCAGAAGCCAUUGAACGUCUAGCGGACGCAUACGCUGACAAAGACAAAUCUGGGUGCUGUAAAUGGAAACUGUUUGAGGCAGACAUCGAACGAGUGUUUGGAGACACCGACUUGGAAUCUCGGCCGUCGCACGUCCCAACGCAGGUUCUGAACGAUACAGAUCCCUUUCUGACCUCCUCUUCUCUGACAUAUGACGAGGAAAGUAAGCUGCACGGAAUCUUGAACAUGAUUCGCGGCUUUCUUCUGGUCAGGCAAACCUCCGUCAAACCAUUCUUCAAGGACUUCGAUAAGCUGCGAACCGGAUUUGUCACGAAAGCCCAAUUUCGCCAAACCCUAUCGUACAUCAGAUGCCCGAUAUCCGAGGACGAGUUCAGCAUCUUGUCCAGACGAUACUUGAAAGCCGCCCACAACGUGGCCGCAUCGGCAGCACAGGGAACAAGUCCUGCGAAGUACUUGGACCGUGUGGCCAAAUGGGCAUUGGGAUCAGAUUCAUUGACUGAGGACUAUGUUCAGAACACUUCCCAGCGGAUCUGUUACGUGGCGUUUCUCCAAGAACUCGAAGAGGGGCUGCCCUUUGAGAUGAGAGAGCAGUCGGGCAGGUUCCGUCCCAACAGGAAUAGCAAUGUGUUUGUUCCCUCCCAGCAUGACGGAGUACCUACCGAUUCCAAGUGGGUCGCUCAGCUGCCGGCAAGCGAAACAGAAAAGUAUGUCACAGAGUACACCAGGAUAGUGAAGCCACCAAUUUACAAGAGGGCCGACCCGGAUAUGUUCCCUGUGGCGCAAAAGUCAUGGUUUGGCUUUGGUUUCCCGCUACCCGCAGGGGAAACCCUUCCUUUGACGUUCAACGAAGUGCGGAGGGUUAUGAUGGACAUCAAAACGAAGCCACAGACGAAAUCCGAACGGAUUAGGAUUAGGGACACCAUGUCCGACUUCGACCCUCUUCGGCACCACCGCAUCACAGCGUGUGAAUUUCAGCGAAGUCUCAAACUGCUUUUCCCUGCGUUGGAAGCCUCUGCGCUUAGGGCACUGUCUAAGUUGUACUCAGAGAAACAGGACGGAAUGGUUUCCUUUCAACGAUUCGCAGACGAUGUGGACUCCGUGUUCACAAAGAAAGGGUUAGAAAAAGAUCCAUUGGGUGAACCAGACGCCUUCCCGCCGCCUGGAGAGCCAUCAUCAAGAGAAAGGAAGGCGGGUGCCAAUCUGACUGGAGAAGAGACGAACACCCUCAGGAACGUCCUUGCCAAAGUCAGGAAGGUUCUGGAAGUGAGGAGAAUUGAGCUUCUUACGUUUCUCGAGGACUAUGACAAGGUUAAGGAAGGAACUAUCACCACCAACCAGCUCCGCUCUGUCAUGAGCAAUAUCGGGAUUCACUUGCAGGAUGAUGAGGUAGCCGUCCUCGCCAAAAAAUUUGCUUCGCUUCCCACUCUGGAACGACUAGAUUAUCGCGAAUUUGUGCAUGCCCUCGCGAACGGCUUGUAGAGAGUGAGAACAGUGGUCGAGAGCAAAGAUGUACUAUAAACUAUGUUUUUCCUGACGUUACGUGUGCCAUUGACCCCCCGCUUUGGUUGUUCUGCUCUGUAAGGGUAUCUUCUCUUUGCGAGAUUUCGUCUGAGACAGCUGGAUGCGCCGGCGCUGGGGAUUUUCAUCUCUGCCCAUUUGUUGAUGUUGCUACCCUGUUCUCCUCCGGUAUCCCUCGAUCUCUCCUCGCGAAUCCUCUACUUCGCAGUUAUUCGGCUUCUCUCCUACGGCUCUUAGAAGGGCCCCAUCAAUAUCCAAAAUCAACGGGAGUUUCCGCAAGCGACAGAGCCGUU